Linnemannia hyalina is the source of this 585-nucleotide messenger RNA. The record is from the annotation of a GenBank genome assembly. Lineage: Eukaryota; Fungi; Mortierellomycota; Mortierellomycetes; Mortierellales; Mortierellaceae.
AUGAAUGUCCAGUGCAGCCACUGUGGGAGGAUGUGCGUCAAUGUGGGGCAUGAAGUUGCUCUUCCCGUCCGUGCUCAGGGACAGGAGGAGCGUUUGUUUUGCAAGCAGUGCCGACAGAGGAUGUGCAUGGAGAAGGUGGUUGUGGAAGAGGUUCCAGCCCGUUUACUUGGAUACGCCAACGAGUACUGUGGACAGAACGUCGUCCCGAUGCUUACCAAGUCCGAGGCAAAAAUGAUGUAUAACCUCAGAAACCGUGACCUAGAGACCAUUCCCAUUGAGAUCGGUUAUCCUGUUAGCGCUGACGGCAACUGUGUCACGGCGUUCCUUGUCAACGAGCGGGAUGUUUUGCUUGUUGCUCGGGGAGUCCAUGGACUUCAAGUGGGCGUUGACAACGCUCGGUUCCUUAUCGGUGCGGCGCCAUUCCCCGAGGAAGAUAUCCUCAACCGAAGAGACGCCAUCCGAACCCUCUUCCUUCAGAGACGAUAUUUCGCUCGGUCCGACCUUCCACGCAUUCAAGCGUUUGUUCAAGGCCAGCAAGGUGGUGCAGCGGAGCUUUUGGCGAUCGUCCACGAGAUGGCCAUCUAG